GAUCACAGCACCCAGCACACAGACUAUUUACACAGUCAGUGAUCGCAGCACCCAGCACGCAGACUACUUUAACUUCAAACUUAUCAACAUCCGAGACACUAACUCUACCCAGAUUAGUAAUGGAAAACAAGGUGAAAGUUAACACUAUGUCGAAUGCUAGCAACAACAGCGGCAUCCAGCGCCCCUCUCAGCCAGGAGCUAAGACUCCUUAUCAAAGGGGGGAGAAAGGCCACCCGGUUCACUACCACCGGACCUUUUACCAAAAGGUUGAAGGAGGCCACCAGCAUCCCCACAACCAUCCUGCCCAUAAUCCAGGAUAUCAGAGACCCCCUCCAAGAUGGGAGGUGGAGGCAGGUCUCAAAAAACGCAUUGAGGAACUGGAAUUGCUUCUGAAAAAGGAGAGAGAGACAAAGAAGGAAGCAGUGCCACCGAAACCAAGCGUCAGAGAGACAUCAGUGGAUGAGGUUCACAGCGAGUGUGACAAGCAGAUCAAGCAGAUGAGUGAAGAACUUAAACACCUUAAUCCUUCCUACUGCGUACCACAGGAUAUGUUCUAUUACUCGCUGAAGACCAAAGAGGAGCUCUUAGGUGUGAUUUCUGCGCAAAACAGAAAGCUCGCACAACUCCCGGCUGGCGCGGAGCCUGAUAAUACCCCGAGAGUUGAGAAAGAAGCACCAAAAGAGAAAGAAGCACCAAAAGAGGAGAUGGAGGUCCUGCUGAAUGAGGCAGUAAGCAGAAACCUCACCAUCACUCUGCAGAUGGAGGCCUUAGAGAAGGCUCAUGAGGAGGAAAAGAAGGCGAUGAAUACGGAGAUGGCAGAGAUGAAAAAGAAGCUGAGGCUCUAUAUGUGGGAUCCAACAGAAGAACCAAUCAACGUGGAGGAGGACGAGGAGGUCCCUGAUGAGAAUGGUACUUCAGACCUAGCUAGAGAUACUUCUGGAGAGGUUGGAAAAUGGUCAAAAAUUCAAUAUAAAUCCACCAUUAAGGCGACAAAGAAAACUGCCAAGGUGCACGAACUCCAAAAUGUCAUUGCAUCUCUUAACAAGCAGCUGCGAGCUGAAAGGCUCAGGUCCCACACCCUCCAACAAGAACAGUAUCAAUUUAGGUGUAUGCUUAAAGACAUAGCAAGCCAAGACCCAAACCAGGCUGAGACACUGAAGGCAGAGAACAUUUCCCUGGAGGAGAAGGUGAAGGCCCUGCAGGAAGAAGUCUGGAAUAUCGCAUCAGAGGAAACAGAUAAUACAGACAAGAUUCAACAGCUUCAAGCUAGUGUUGAACGUAAAAACAACCAGCUGCAGGCUGAAAGACUCAGAGCUGACAACCUCCAAAAAGAAAAGGAGACAUUAGAGUGUAAGCUUCAUGAGAUAGCCAGCCAAGACCCAAACCAGGUUGAGACACUGAAGGCAGAAAACGUUUCCCUGGAGGAGAAGGUGAAGGCCCUGCAGGAAGAGGUCUGCAGUAUCGCAUCAGAGGAAACAAAUAAUACAGACAAGAUUCAACAGCUUCAAGCUAGUGUUGAACGUAAAAACAACCAGCUGCAGGCUGAAAGACUCAGGGCUGACACCCUCCAAAAAGAAAAGGAGACAUUAAGGUGUAAGCUUCAAGAGGUAGCCAGCCAAGACCUAAACCAGGUUGAGACACUGAAGGCAGAAAACGUUUCCCUCGAGGAGAAGGUGAAGGCCCUGCAGGAAGAGGUGUUGAGUAAAGCAUCAGAGGAAACAAUUAUUCCAAACAAUAUUCAACAGGUUCAAGCUAGUGUUGAAAAUAAAGACAACCAGCUGCAGAAUGAAAAGCGAUUAAAUGAGACCCUUCAAAAAGAACUGGAGAAAUUUUGGUGUACUCUUGAGGAGGUAGCCAACCAGGACCUAGAGCAGGUUGAGGAGCUGGAGGAGCAGAACCUUUCCCUGAAGCUGAGGGUGAAGGACCUGCAGGAAGAGGUCUUCAGUAGAGCAGCAGAAGAAAUUAUUAAUACAAACAAGAUUCAACAGCUUCAAGAUAGUGUUGAACAAAAAGACAACCAGCUGCAGAUUGAAAAGCAAUUAAAUGACACCCUCCAAAAAGAACAGGAGACAUUAAAGUGUAUGCCUCAUGAGGCAUCCGGCCGGGACCUGGAGCAAGGUGAGACCCUGGAGGGGGAGAAACUUUCCCUGGAGCUGAAGGUGAAGGCCCUGCAGGAAGAGGUCUUGAUUAGAGCAUCUGUGGAGUCUGAAAAUAACAGCGAGAUUCAAGAGCUCCAAGAUCUCCUUUCAAGACAAAACGACAAGCUGCAAAAUGAGAUGUUGAGGGCUGACAACCUCCAGAAACUAAGUGUGGAGGUCGUUAAUCACAUUGAGGAAAUGUCCAUCAAAGACCGGAAGCUGAUUGAAAGGUUUAAGAGAGAACAAGACUCCCUGAAGCAGGAGCUCAUGGACCAGCAGAGUGAGAUCAUCAGCAUAGAGAAGGCAAACAGAGAGCAACUGGAGCUCUUGAAGAACCAGCUCACAGAAAAGACCAGAAGCUGCCUUAAGCUGGCCUCCAAACUAGACGAUCAGGAGCAAGUCAGUCAGGUGUUAAAGGAAGAGGUGGAGGGGCUCCAUGAGGAAAUAAAGGCGCUGACGUGUGAGGAGAAGGCAGAGCCCUCCCUUACAUUAGACACAAUCCAGGUCAACGGUGAGGGAGACACUCCAACCAUGGUCGAGGAGACAUCUGAGAAUAUCCAGGCAACACCGGAGAUGGUCAAGGAAACACCAGAGACUGUAGAGUCAAGACCCGAGAUGGAGAAUGUCUCUUUGUGGAGGAGGUUUAAGAAGUUUAUGACCCCUCACAGUCGCCGCCAAUACAAGCAGCAGAGACGGAAGAACCAGGAGUGAGACCCCAAAACACACAAGUCAUCAAAAAUAUUUGAUUCAAUUCAAAUAGCUCUAAAAAAAAAUCAAUAAAAACAAACAAACAAAUUAA
Molecule: messenger RNA, 2937 nt
Organism: Notolabrus celidotus (New Zealand spotty)
Lineage: Eukaryota; Metazoa; Chordata; Actinopteri; Labriformes; Labridae
Product: kinectin-like
Exons: 1
Coding region: 120-2849 (909 amino acids)
Source: RefSeq, a predicted model, not a curated record